This is a messenger RNA of Microdochium trichocladiopsis, 576 nucleotides long. RefSeq lists its product as uncharacterized. The record is from RefSeq and is a predicted model, not a curated record. The transcript has a single exon. Bases 1 to 576 code for a protein of 191 amino acids. NCBI's taxonomy places the organism in Eukaryota, Fungi, Ascomycota, Sordariomycetes, Xylariales, Microdochiaceae.
AUGGCCUCUCCCGGGAGUGAUUUCCAAAGCGGCCUGCCGAAAGCGCGCCGCUUCAUCACAACUCACGACGACAAUGGAAAGGCUGUCUACUCUGAAACCCUCCCCGAGACCGUCCCAUUCUGGCCUGUCGGGCCUCGAGACGAGCCCGCGGCCUUUGGACUCGUCUACGCCACCACCUCGACGCCGAUCCCGCUGAUGAGGGACGAGGACCUCUCGACGUUCCAGCACAUCGACGAGCAGCGCACCCGGGGCGGUCUCGUCCACCGUGGAGGGUCGGCGAUCCGCUACGUCGACUACCCGCCCAAGGCGUCCUCGCCCAUGCACCGCACCGUCAGCUGUGACUACGCCGUCGUGCUCUUCGGCCAGGUCAGCUGCCGGCUGGACUCAGGCGAGACGCGCACGCUCAACGCGGGCGACGUCCUCGUCCAGAGAGGCACCAUGCACCAGUGGGUCAACCUCAGCGACACGUGGUCCCGGAUGCUCUACGUCCUGCUCGACUCCACGCCCGUCGAGUCGGGUGGCGUGGUCCUGGAAGAGGACCUCGGCGGCAUGCAAGGGGUGCCCGGGUCUCACUGA